Molecule: messenger RNA, 1851 nt
Organism: Mugil cephalus (flathead mullet)
Lineage: Eukaryota; Metazoa; Chordata; Actinopteri; Mugiliformes; Mugilidae
Product: parathyroid hormone-related protein-like
Exons: 3
Coding region: 534-1034 (166 amino acids)
Biological process (GO): osteoblast development; bone mineralization; adenylate cyclase-activating G protein-coupled receptor signaling pathway
Cellular component (GO): extracellular region
Molecular function (GO): peptide hormone receptor binding; hormone activity
Source: RefSeq, a predicted model, not a curated record
UUGGGAGGUUGGGCAGGGUGUUAGGACUGGACUUAAUGGGUAGGGGCUGAGGUAGUGCAUGCAUCUUCACCCAAAGAGGAGUUUGACUUUCUCUCAGUGCCUCCCUCACACAGACUCACACAGGCUCACUCACGGCGCUGGGCUGAAAAGCUCUCGCAGCUCUGCUCUGCAGCUCCGGCCACCAGAGAUGUUACUCUUCAUGAGAUUACUGCAGGACUGAGCGGAGUGGCAGCUCUGCAGCUGAUGGGCUGCUGCUCUUUCUAUCUUUAUCUCUCUUUCAAUUUGGACACCGGGGAGAAAUAAAUAGCUCGACACACUCUGUUGGGAGGCAAAUGAAUGGCGCAGACUCGCAGGGGACUUCCCCAGGCUGCCUUUGCACCAAUGGAUCUGGACACAAGUUCUGAACGGGCCAAAUUGAGUUUGGAAGAGUAAUUUUCAUCAUUCAUUUGUAAAUGAAUUUUUGGAAAGAGACCAUCUCUCGGGUGCUCGCAGCAAUUUGUGGAUUUUAACCUGGAAAAAAAAAAUAAAACCAUAUGUUGGGCUCAAGGAUGUGCUCUGUAGUCAUGCUUCAUCACUGGAGUCUGACUGUGUUCUUGCUGUGCUCACCAGCGUCUCUUGAUGGGAGACCACUUGAAGCACUUAGUAACAGAACGAAGAGAUCGGUGAGCCACGCCCAGCUGAUGCAUGAUAAAGGGCGCUCUUUGCAGGAGUUCAAGCGGCGCAUGUGGCUGCAGGGGUUACUGGAGGAGGUGCACACGGCCGACGCCCCGCCGCACAGCAAAACCCCGAGCCAAACCUUCAGUGGAAAUGCUCUGCACCAGAAGCCUGCAGGGGCGACAAAAGACCUCCCCGACAGGCUCCGGCUGGAUCGGGAGGACCCCAACCUCCCCCAGGAGACCAACAAGGCUCUGGCUUAUAAGGACCAGCCGCUGAAAGUUGCCACCAAGAGAAAAAAAAAGGUGAGGUUAGGCCGACGCAGAGAGAAUGACAAGAAGAGGAGGAGAGCGCGUUCUCUCGUGACAAAGGGGCCAUAAAGGACACGGCACCCUGCCUCAAAGACCACCAGUACCCCUCGGAUGGUACUGCACUAAGACACUGACACAGACUGAACGAAGCCUGACAGGAUCGAACCAUGUCCAACUCAGUCGCUUCAUAUAACAACCCCAAGGUUGUGCUUGUAAAAUAAUAAUUUGCAAUGUCUCUAUUUUUGUUUUAAAUCCGUCUCCUUGAGUUUCACCAUAACGUCUUCCUAGGUCCAUAUUUAUUCGGAAAAAUCUGAACACCUCUGUAACCCCGAUUUACUUCCAAACAACCGCUUUUAUUGCAACUUCUAACCAACUGUGUACACCAGUAGAGUAUUUAUUGCCUAUGUAUAAUAACUUCACACAAAAGGAUGCUGAGUGGUCUGCUUUUUGCUUGGCCCUGUAUGUGUCGACUGUCACGGACUCGAGUCACAACAAACUGUUCAGUGAAUACAUCCGUUCAAAUGGUUCUGCCAUAAUUUAUUUCACUUUGAAAAUGUAUAUUUAUUGUGUGAAUGUAUCACGGUGCUGCUGACUAAAUUCCAUAAUGCACUUUAGUUACAUCCUGUAUAUGUUCUUUUGUGGUUGAGUUUUAAUUUGGUGAUUCUUUUUGCUCGUUCUUAUUUCCUUUCCCAACCUCUUGGACUUAUAACUUAUUGGAUACGUCAUCAAACCCACUCCCAUUUUUUGACAUUAAAGUUUAUUUUUAUAGAAUAAGCCCGAGCUGGGAGCUACAAGACUAUCAGAAACAAUGUUCUGCAUUUGCACUGAGGGCAUACUGUACAGGUUUCCAGUUAAUCAAACAUUAAAGACGUAGCCAUUAGAGAUA